AUGGCCGAGACAGGUGGUGCAACAGAGGCUACUGUUCCUAACACAGUGCAGUCACCGGCGAGAUCACCGAUGGCCACCAAGACUGCAACCUCAACAGGGCCUAAAUCAAAACCAGAAGACCAUUUCGGUUUUCGGAUGCACAAUCGCCACACAUCGCUGAUGGAAUUAUGGAAUGAGUGGCAUGGUCUGGGUGAUUAUGUCGAUUCUUACGGUGGUAUCGAAGGGCGUAACAAGGAGCAUGGCCGACACUGGCGAAAAAAGCUUGACAGUACGCUUUACUCAGCAACAAGCCGGAUUGUUAUGGGGGUGAAGGCUUAUGCCACCAGCCAAAAGAAGCAGGAAUUGGAUGUUCUACGUGAAUGGGAGCCUCUUUUCCAAGCAGACAAACGUUCCACCGGAAUGCUAGUCAAAACACUCCAAGCAAAGGAGCUUAUCAAAAAAGGCAAGCCUCGUGGUUUGUCGAAAAAGCGACUGCUAGAGCUACAACAACAACAACAGCAAGAGCAAGAGCAAAAUCAAUAG
Molecule: messenger RNA, 522 nt
Organism: Seminavis robusta
Lineage: Eukaryota; Bacillariophyta; Bacillariophyceae; Naviculales; Naviculaceae
Source: the annotation of a GenBank genome assembly